UUAGACCCAUUAGGCCCAUAUAUCUUCUUCAUCGACAAGACACUCUCUCUGUUUUUCAAAAGCUUCACUAUUGUUUGCUUCCUCCUCCUCCUUCCCCUCCCUGCGUGUGUGCGUAAAGCUCAUCAUACUCAGCUUUUGUGCUUCUGGGUGUUUUACGGUUCUCUUGUUUCGGAAUCAAAAUGACAAAAGAUCUCUCCUUUAUUGGAUUCGAGAAGCAACUUGACGAAACCCUUUGUCAUUGAAACCAUUCCGGCCAAGUUUAAAGUUCUGUGAUUGGGAGUGAGGGAGUGAGAUACUGGGAGAAGUAAUAAUAAUGCCGGUAGUGGCGACGAGCCUCGUUUCGCUUCUGGAGAAUCUUAAAGUGGAGGAGCCGUACCUUCCUCCGCGAAAUUGGGAAUCUUUACCUUCUGAGAGUGGUCGAUCCCUUCCUCCAAGUCGUGCUUCUGCUACUCCUUCGUCUUCUUCAUCUGUCUCUGAAUCAAGCUUGGUCAGGCUGGCCCUUAAUGCUGUGCAAGGUGUUGAGUCUUCUCUUAUUAGCAUAGAACAGCUCUCUUCUGCGUUAUGCUCUGAGCCAGCUGACAGGACCCUCCACAAAAUUCCGAGCUUGUGGCAUCGGUUGUCAAGCACUGAUGCGCUGGGACAGAUUCUUAGAAACAUAGGCUGCUUUGGUUCUUUGGUUUUUCUUCUCCACAAGUUCAUAGACCAUUUCACAAGCUUGAAUUUGGAUGUGGAAACAGCUGGUCAGGGACAGGGGAGCUAUAAAAUUGGUGAAAAUGAAGAAGCCAAUAACAAGAUCUGCUAUACUCUUGUUAAUCAGGCUUUUGCUAUUGCUGUGAGAAAGGUCCUAGAAGGCUAUAUAUCUGGACUGGAUACAUUAUCUGCAUCUAUAGAACUGAGGCGUUCAUCAAACAUGGUUGAUGGGUCUGACCAUGGUUCGUCUUGGUUAGGCUGCCUUAAAAACGUCGUUCAUCCAAAUAUAACAUUAUUGGAAGUUUUUCUGCAUACUAGAGAGUUACGAACACAGAUUGAAGCUCUAGCGAACAUAUGUUAUUUGUAUGAUAUAUCCCUAUCUUAUUGUACCUCUCCUUGGGAAUGUUUGAUUAAGGAAGCCACCACGCGAUUUCAUGGGUUCUACAGAGGAAGCGACCUGCUUACUUACUUAUAUUCCCAACUACAGGUUGCUGAUCCUGCUCAUAGUGCUAUGCUUAAGUUUUUGUUCCUUAAAACAUGUGAGCCAUAUUGUGAGUUUAUAAGAUCUUGGAUAUAUAAAGCCGAACUUAACGAUCCUCACAAGGAGUUCAUGGUGGAAUGUGUCAGUCAACCAACAUCUUUUUCUUGGAAUAAGACUGGCAUCUCCCCAUUGGAAAGCGUGAGGGAGCGAGAAGGAGGGCUUGUUCCAUGUUUCUUGAACGGCUUAUUGGUACCUAUACUAAGGGCUGGUCAACAGCUUCAAGUAAUUACAAAACUUCUUGAACUGUGUAAUCUUCCUGCAUCUAGACACAAAAAUUACACAGACCUUCUUCCCUGCUGGACGUAUUAUUCUACCACUAGUCCAGGGUACCCAUCUCCAUUAAUUUUCAGCAAAUUACAUAUAGAAGUGAUGAUAAAGAAAAGAGACAAUUACUACAAAGGGAUGCUGGAAAAACUUGGUGACUUUUCGACAAAGUUUGAACUGUUUCCUGGGCAGGUUCCUGGAGCAAUAUCUUUACUACCCAUAUCCUAUGGCAGUGGAGAAGAAAUUCAGAAAAGUUCUCUUGAUUUCACACUGGAUGAUAGUUUCUUAAGUCCUUCAACAGUGGCAAUAGACUUGAGCAGGGACCAGAGUGGUUCGGAUUCGGAUGACCAGAAUAUAGAAGACAGAUGGUUUUCAGAUAUAGAUGCGUCAUGCUCAUCUGAAUGUUCAUCGGCUAGGGAUUCUGUGGAAGCAUCCGAUGUUGGACUCCUUGAUUCACAAAAUUCAUUAGUGGGACCUCCAAAAAAUUAUUUAUCAGCUCUACGUUUCUCUGUUGCCUCUGUUGGGAGUUGUAAUCAGAGUCUUGUUCAGCAUAGUGAUUCAGGUUAUAUAGACAACAAAAUUGUGAGGAAAGGUGAGAAGGCUGAUACUAAUCUUCAGUGGAUGAAAAUUGAGCCAGAAGAGUCAACUGAAGUAUGUGAGCAUGAUAUAUUUAGAGGCCCUCUUUCUAUUGAGUCAUGGCCCCUUGGCGGAUUACCUAGAAAUCCGUUUUGUGUUGAUAAGAAGUCUGCGGAUGAUUACAGAGAAGAUCCAGGAAAUCUAACAGGAGCGAGGAUGGAACAGAGACAUUUAAUGAGCACUGAUGUAAGCAAACUAUUUUUAAACAACAGUUCCAUCAGAGGCAGCUCUAUUGAUUUUCACAAGGAAUCUCAUGGUUCUAAGACUGAUAGAGAGUGUCAUCACCAUGCCAACCAAGAAUGUGGCACAGAUAAGUUUCAGGUUGACGAUCCUAAAGUUUCUUGCAGUCAGUUAUCUUCGGGUUUAAAAGGCUGCACUGAAGAAAAAAAAUCAAAUGCAUUUGGUGGAGGUAGAUGGGAGGGUAUGCUUUGUAGAUCAAAUAACCCUGAAACUAGUGCAUUUAGUGACUCCAGACAGGAUUCUUCUGGUACAUUUGAAUUGCCACUUGAUUUUGUUAUACACAAAUGUCUACUUCAGGAAAUACAUCUUCAAUAUAACUUUGUAAGUAAGCUAGCUAUCAAGUUGCUCGAAGAAGGAUUUGGCUUGCAAGAACAUCUGCUAGCUCUACGUAGGUAUCAUUUUAUGGAACUAGCAGAUUGGGCAGAUGUAUUUGUAGUGUCCCUUUGGCAUCAUAAAUGGCUUGUUACAGAGCCAGAUAAGAGAAUUGCCGAAAUCCAAGGGUUUCUAGAAUCAUCUAUCCAGCGAUCAUCAUGUGAACGAGACACUUGUAAAGACAGGUUAUAUUUGUACAAAGGACAAGGCACACUGCAUCUCCCGCCAUCAACCAUUGGAGUACGAUCCUUUGAUUUCCUAAGGUUGGGUUAUCGAGUGGAUUGGCCAAUCAGUAUAAUUUUAACAUGCGAUGCGCUGAAAGCGUAUGCUGAUGUAUUUGGUUUUCUGGUUCAAGUGAAAUUAGCAGCCUAUGCAGUAACUGAUGUCUGGUGUUCACUGAAGGAUGUAAGACAUAUGUUGCAUGAGAAUAAAGAGAAGAUAUUGAAGCAAGAACUCCGGUGGUUAAACAUAUUGAUGAAACUAAGGCAUCAGGUCAACCAUUUCGUAACAGCACUACAGCAAUAUGUACAUUCGGAAUUGUCUCACGUAUCAUGGUCUAAGUUCCUUCAUUCCCUGAAGCAUAAGGUGAAGGAUAUGAUGGAUCUUGAAUCUGUGCAUAUGGCUUAUCUAAGAGAAGCUCUGCGCAUAUGUUUCCUAUCUGACGAAACACGAGUAAUAUCUAACAUCAUAGAGAACAUCUUGCAAUGCGCAGUGGACUUCAGGUCUUGUCUUCCCAGAGGCAUGCAGAGUACAGGUCGAGUCCCAAACGAUUCAUGGACAAAAACGGUGGGCAUAAACACAUCUCAGGUGAUGAUGGUUAAGCAAAAUUUUGACAAAGAGUUGAAGGAGCUGCAUAAGUGUCACCUGAGAUCACCAAAACAUGGGAAAUCUGGGCUAUCUCGCUUUUGGGACUGCCUCAAUUUCAACCUUUAUUAUUCAGAUAUCCUUCAUGACUCUAACAUCUUCGCUCUUGUUCCUUAAUACUGCAUUAUUUGACACUCUUGUGUGUUGUGUAUUUUUUGUAUAAUAUAUAUUUUUAAUUCGAAUACAGUUUCCACACAAAUAAUUGAGCUUAUCUUAU
Molecule: messenger RNA, 3824 nt
Organism: Camelina sativa (false flax)
Lineage: Eukaryota; Viridiplantae; Streptophyta; Magnoliopsida; Brassicales; Brassicaceae
Source: RefSeq, a predicted model, not a curated record